Messenger RNA from Pseudopodoces humilis (Tibetan ground-tit), 2265 nucleotides. Lineage: Eukaryota; Metazoa; Chordata; Aves; Passeriformes; Paridae. The record is from RefSeq and is a predicted model, not a curated record.
AUGCCCCUGAUGGACAUGCCGUACCUGCUCUCUACCAGCAGCUGCGUGUUGAAGUCCACCUGGUGCCCGAAGCCCGGCAGGGAACGCAGACUGAUUUUGGGGAGGAAGGCUGCCAACGAGACCAUUUUUGCCAAGGAGACCAUUUUUGCCAAUGAGAAGCUCAAGGACGGUGUCAAGGAGAGUAUCAACAAGGCCAUCUUUGCCAAGGAGACCGUCAACGACACCACCUUUGCCAAGGAGACCACCAAGGACACCAUCUUGGAGACCUCCAACAGCGCCAUCUCCACCAAGGAGGCCACCAAGGAGACCAUCUCCACCAAGGAGACCUCCAACAGCACCAUCUCCACCAAGGAGGCCACCAAGGAGACCAUCUCCACCAAGGAGACCUCCAACAGCACCAUCUCCACCAAGGAGGCCACCAAGGAGACCAUCUCCACCAAGGAGACCACCAACAGGUCCAUCUUUGCCAAGGAGACUGCCAACAGGUCCAUCUCCACCAAGAAGACUGCCUACAGGUCCAUCUUUGCCAAGGAGACUGCCAACAGGUCCAUCUCCACCAAGAAGACUGCCUACAGGACCAUCUUUGCCAAGGAGACUGCCAACAGGUCCAUCUUUGCCAAGAAGACUGCCUACAGGACCAUCUUUGCCAAGGAGACCCCCAACAGGACCAUCUUUGCCAAGGAGACCCCCAACAGGACCAUCUUUGCCAAGGAGACCCCCAACAACUCCAUUCUUGCCAAGGAGACCGCCGAGCAGAUUGCCACCAAGGAGACCAUGUGGAGCUCUCUGGGGAACACCUUUGGCUGGUACACCACAAGACAAGCUGCCCCAGCACCUGCUGUUCAAUCCUUCACCUCGCCAGGUCAGCGGCCAAAAAGAACGGGAAGACCAGCCAGGAGAGGUGCCGGCAUGGCAAUGCUCCGCACCCUGAGCAUCCUCCUGAGCCUCCUGGUCCCAGGUCUCACCACCAGGUCCCCCGACUGUGGCGGCAUCCUCACCCCCUCUGGGCUGAGAUACCUUGCUGAAGUUUCAAAGCCACAUGCAGAGUCAGUCCUCAGGAGGGACCUCCUGUCCUCGCGAGCCCCAGACCCAUCUCCUGCCUCCUCAAGUAGAAGGAACCAAAUUGUAUCUGUCAAAGUUGACAAGUUUUCCCUGACGCUGAUCCCCGACACCGGGAUGCGGCUGAGCAUCGAGGUGGACCUUGGCGUCACAUCUGCCCCCUCAACCAACAAGGAGAUGAGGCUGUCCAUCCUGGCAGACCUCCACGUGGAGAUGAACCCCGAAGAGAACCUGGAGCUGGUGACCUCUGACUGCAAACCCACCCUGGAGGAGGUGCAGAGCACCGAGGAGAUGGAAAGCAAGUCCUCGGGAUCCGACUUGGACAAGCAGAUCAACGUAGAAAAAAUUUGCCUGGAAGUGGCCAAACUGCUGCUUUUCCCAAACGAACGGCUGAUGUCUCUGGCAGCUCCAUUCCCCAUCACACCAAACUGCCAAGUCCAGUACCUGCCCCUGGCUGCCCCCAUGUACUCUGAGCAGGGAAUUAUCAUCUCUUUGCAAACAGCGUUCCAAGUGGCAGGGACAGUGAUCCCUCUGCCAGUCAGCCCUGUGCCUUUCAGCAUGCCCGAGCCAGCGAGUUCCAGCCCUUCCCACCUCAUCCUGGCUUUCUCUGAGCACUUCUACACCAGCUUAUUCUCUGCCCUGGAAGAGUCUGGAGCCCUCAACGUGAGUCUCCUGAGCUCGCUGACCACGGCCACCUUGGCUGAGAGGAUCACUCAGAUGGGCUCCCUCUUCCAAGAGGACCUACCAGUGGUGCUUCGAGCCGUGACCCGGAGCUCACCUCACGUGGUGCUGGAGGAAGACAAAGCCAUCGUGGAGCUUUUCCUUACUGCCCAGAUUGGAGCAGGAUCAUCCCUUUUCCAGAGCUUCCUGAGUGUGAACGUGGAUGUGACUGCCAGGCUCCACCUCAGCGUUGCCGACACCAGGAUGAUCAUCUCUGUGGCAGCCAUAGAGGAUAUCGAGCUCAGCCUGGCCACCUCUGAUGUGGGUCCUAUACUGGCUGCCCUGCUGGAGGAGUUGUUCGUGCCCACAAUCCGUGAGGAGGUGCCAGCCCAGAUAAACGGGGUCCUGAGACAAGGUGUUUUCCUGCCCCACAUUGCCAGUUUCACUUACACUGAUGUCAACAUCACAAUUCACAAGGAUUAUGUCUUGAUCCCCUGCAACCUCCAGCUAGAGGCAAGGACUAGAGAGGCAAGCACCUGGCAGUGA